GACUGUCAUUCAGUCUUCAAACUGGAAAUGAAUAAGCAGCCACAUUUUCACACAUUGAAGAAGUGUCUCACUAUGCCUACUUUUUGAACUAAGAACGAUUUCAAAUAAGCAAAGAAAACGUUAGCUAACUUGCUAGGGCAACGCGCUGUCAGUAACGUUAACGUUAGAUAGGCGUGCUAGCUAUAGCUAGCUAACCGGUUUGGACCACAUAAAUAUUUACAUGUUUUGACAUACUGUACACCGUCAAAAUGGAGCUGUUUCAAGCCAAAGACCAGUACAUUCUCCAGAGUGGCGAUCAUGCUCUUUGGUGUAGCCGAAUAGAUGGGACCAUGAACGCCAGACCUGCAACAGACCUUCGGUUAGCUUGCAACCCAGUGUGCUUGGGCCUGGUUGAGGGUCUCAUCGGGAAAAUACAACUUCAUACAGAUCUUCCUCUAGGUCUCAUACUGAUCCGCCAAAAAGCGCUGGUUGGCCAGAUGCCAGGCAACCACAAAGUCUACAAGAUCACCAAGAUAGCUGUCAUUCCUCUCUCUGAGGAAGAGCCACUGGAUCUGGAGCUGGAGCUUUGUAAGAAGCAUCACUUUGGGAUCGACAAACCAGAGAAGCUUGCACGGUCUCCAGAUGAGUCGAAAUACCUGAUGAAAACUCUGAGUCAGAUCAAGUCCAAUGUUGGGGCUCCCACUAAGAAAAAGGUCAAGGAAAACAAAGAGAAGGAACGUCUCGAGAGGCGGCUGCUCGAGGAGUUGUACAAGAUAUUCAUGGACUCCGAUUCCUUCUACUACAGCAUGACUUAUGACCUCACCAACACUGUGCAGAGGCAGGGAGACACAGAAAAGUCCAACUUGCCCCAAUGGAAACAGGUGGAUGACAGAUUCUUCUGGAACAAACACAUGGUCCAGGAGCUAAUUGAUCUGCAGGUUCCAGAGGUGGACUUCUGGGUGACACCCAUCAUCCAGGGCUUUGUGCAGGUGCAGGAGCUGGUGGUGAAUUACAACGAGAGCCCAGACGAGGAGAAGAGCAGCCCAGAUACGCCGCUCCAGGAGAUCACCUGCGUGGACGACAUCCACCCGCGCUUUACCGUGGCCCUCAUCUCCCGCCGCAGUCGCCACCGCGCAGGGAUGCGGUACAAACGCAGAGGGGUAGACACAGAUGGCCACGUGGCUAACUUUGUGGAGACAGAGCAGCUGAUACACGUGCACAACCACUCACUGUCCUUUGUGCAGAGCCGCGGUUCGGUGCCUGUCUUCUGGAGCCAAGCAGGCUACCGCUACAACCCCAGGCCUCGGCUGGAGAAAGGAGAGAAGGAGACCAUUCCUUACUUUGCUGCUCACUUUGACGAACAGCUCAACCUUUACAAGAAGCAGGUCAUCAUAAACUUAGUGGACCAAAGUGGGCGUGAGAAGAUUAUUGGCGACGCAUAUCUCAAACAAGUCCUUCUGUACAACAAUCCUAACCUCACAUAUGUCUCUUUUGACUUCCAUGAGCACUGUCGAGGUAUGAAGUUUGAGAAUGUGCAAACGCUGACAGAUGCCAUCUCUGAUAUUAUCGCAGACAUGAGAUGGGGCUGGGUGGACCAGGCAGGAGUCAUCUGCCAUCAGGAGAGCAUUUUCCGGGUCAACUGCAUGGACUGUCUGGACAGGACCAAUGUAGUCCAGGCUGCCAUAGCUCGUGCAGUAAUGGAGGCGCAGCUGAAGAAACUGGGUGUGAUGCCCCCUGAGCAGCCUCUGCCACUCAAGUGCUACAGGAUCUACCAGGUCAUGUGGGCCAACAACGGCGACACCAUCAGCAGACAGUACGCCGGCACGGCCGCCCUCAAGGGAGACUUCACCAGAACGGGGGAAAGAAAACUGGCCGGGGUGAUGAAAGACGGCGUGAACUCAGCCAACCGCUACUAUCUGAACCGCUUCAGGGACGCAUACAGACAAGCAGUCAUUGACCUGAUGAUGGGCCAUCCUGUGACGGAGGACCUGUACUCCAUCUUCAGUAAGGAGAAGGAGCAUGAGGAGAAGGAGCAGGAGAGCCAGAGAGUAACCCAGGAGCAGGUCAGCCUCCUGCUGCAGACCUACAUGCAGCUGCUGCUGCCUGACGACGAGCAGUUCCAUGGUGGCUGGGCCCUCAUCGACUGUGACAUGAGCCUUAUUGAUGCAACCAGCAAAGACGUGGAUGUUCUCCUUCUGCUAUCCAACAGUGCAUAUUACAUUGCGUAUUAUGAUGAGGAAGCUGACAAAGUCAAUCAGUACCAGCGCCUCAACUUAGAGGGUUUGGAAAAGAUUGAAAUAGGUCCAGAACCUACUCUGUUCGGGAAGCCCAAAUUCUGCUGUAUGCGUCUACACUACAAGAAUGAGGAGACAAGUGGGUAUUUUCACACACUGAGGGCUGUCACAAGGAAUCCUGAGGAUGACGGUAAAGACACGUUACAGUGCAUAGCUGAGAUGCUUUGCAUAACAAAGCAAGCCAUGGGACUUGACCUGCAGGUGAUUGAAAAGAAACUGGAGAGAAGGCACAGUAAACCUCACGAGGACAUCAUGGGCAGACACACUGACCAGGUCCUGGGCAGCUCUGGUCUGGCUCAGGGAAAGAGCUUCCUCCUCAACAAAUUCUCCUCUCUCAACCAGAGGGUGAAGAAGUCCAACGUCAACAUGGGCUCCUUCAAGGGGAGGCUUGGCAACACCUUCUCCACCAAGCCCGAUGUGAAAGUGAACUUCCUGAAGCCCACCAUUGGGAUCACCCUCUGGAAGUCUGACAGCAGCUUGGAGACCUCAGAGAAGGCAAACACCGGCCCGGCCCUGAAGGACCUUUGUGACAACCACUCAGAGAUGUCAUCCGACUCAGACUCCUACAACUCGGAUGAACACCUGCGCUCCGGCUCCCUGGAGAACGUGGACUACGUGCUGCCCAGCUGCGGCAUCGUGGCGUCAGCACCGCGGCUAGGCAGCAUGGAGCUCAACAUCCGAGUCACUGGCUGCGACAGUAAUAGUAAGCAGGAGGCUCCGGCUCUAGCCAGUCCUGAAGACCAGUCUCCCGGUGCUACCUCAGAGGCUGAGGAGGCCAUCCUGAUAGACUUUGGAACGCCCAUUGAUGCCUAUUGCCACCAAUUCAUCCAAGAUGCGCAGACCAAACCUGUCGAGGUAUUUGGGGAGCAGGUGACUGGUGGCGUCCCCACACAGAACCCACAGGUCCCUUCACAUGCUAAAGGGCCCCUUGCCCUAGACGAGCACCCAGGUUCAGAUCAGCAGGAGAAGGAGCUCCAGCUCCCUCCCAGGCCGUCCCAGCUAGAUGUUGCCUCCAGACCCAAUCUCCUGACUGCCCAGAAGCUCAGCUCGGCAGCUUCUGGCGGCUCUCACAUGGAGGGCAGCCUGGGCCCCUUGCCCGCCGACGGCAAUGGCACCCGAGUGGUCUCUCCCUUUGCCAAGAUCAAGAGCUCCAUGGUGCAGGUGGCCAGCUUGACCCAGGCCGGACUUACCCAAGGCAUCAACUUUGCUGUGGCAAAGGUGCAGAAGAGCCCAGAGCCAGAAAUGGCCGGUCUCAAUGAGACUCAAGAGAACGAGCUGAAGGCAAUGUUUACACAGUGCCAGACGAGGAUCAUACAGAUCUAGCACUUCUAAAGUUGUAGCCUCUAAGCAGGGUUUUGUACAGUUAGUAGUAUAGUAUCUGUGACUUCCAGUACAGUAGCUAGCAGUAGCAUAAGCUUGCACAAGAAGGGGCCCACACUGACUUGACUAAGAACCCUGCUCUUCAAUUCCCUUUGUAGUUGACCUGACCAUGUUUACAGCCAGUGUUGUGUAGUAUAUAAUACCCCAGCUCAAUACACGGCUUACUUAAUCCUAAUGCAAUUCCUUUCCGAAGCACUACCGCAAAGCGUUAUAUUCUGCCCAUAUUAACUAAUUUAUUUUAGGCCAUAGCCUAAAGAACAUGAUUUAAUGAAAAGCAGCAAACAGA
Messenger RNA from Coregonus clupeaformis (lake whitefish), 3939 nucleotides. RefSeq names its product phosphatidylinositide phosphatase SAC2-like. Gene Ontology annotation, molecular function: phosphatidylinositol-4-phosphate phosphatase activity. NCBI's taxonomy places the organism in Eukaryota, Metazoa, Chordata, Actinopteri, Salmoniformes, Salmonidae. The record is from RefSeq and is a predicted model, not a curated record. The coding region runs from base 249 to 3596 and encodes 1115 amino acids. The transcript is spliced from 20 exons. Gene Ontology annotation, cellular component: early endosome; clathrin-coated endocytic vesicle. Gene Ontology annotation, biological process: regulation of endocytic recycling; phosphatidylinositol dephosphorylation.